AUGGUAAAGACACGGAAUUUUGUUGAGGGAGAUAGUACCUUAGCAACAAAAGUUGUUUGGGAUGAUGAGCUGACGUUGAUAUUUUGUAAGCUUUGCGUGAAUGAAGUCAAUGCUGGUAAUAGACCGACAACUCAUCUAAACUCAAAAGGAUUGGAAAAUGUGGUUGCUCUUUUUCAAGCAAAAACACAAAAAAUUUAUGGAAAACUUCAAUUGAAAACUAAGUGGGAUACUUUAAAAAAGGAAUGGAGGUUAUGGAGAGAGUUGCUUAAGGAAUCUACAGGUAUUGGAUGGUGUCCAUCUAAAAAGACGGUCGAUGCUACCGAAGAAUGGUGGGCUGCAAAAAUACAGGAAAAUCCUGAUUUUAAAGGAUUUAAGAAGAAAGGAAUUGAACCACGAUUGAAUGAGUUAAUGUGGCAAAUGUUUGGUGGCAUUGUAGCCACUGGAGAAAAUGCAUGGGCACCUUCGUCUGGUGUUCUUCCAAGUGGGAUUCCUAUGGGAGAUGAUGCACCUAAUGAGGAAUUUGGUGAUUCAGAUAAACAUAGUAACGAGAAUGAAGGUAUUCCUCCUGAUGAGGUACCAUCAAAACCUUCUCAUGAAAUCCCUAAUCGAAGAAAGCAAACACUUGGGGCUGUACACGGUAAAGGAAAAAAAUCAAGUUCAAGUAGAAAAUCAUCAAGAAUUACAUUAACUACUCAGAUCGAGAAAUUGUGUGAGAGUAUGGCUAGUCCAAGGAAGUCAGUGACUGAAAUUAUUUUUCCUCACUCUCAAUAUACUAUUUCAAAUGCAAUGGAUGCUUUGCGUGCUUUGGGAGAUGAAAUUCCAAAAAAAGAUGAACUAUACUAUUUUGCCACCAAAAUGUUCCAAAUACCGGUGAAACGAGAAGUGUUUUUGAACUUAGAUCCAGAUGAUAGGGUUUGGUGGCUUCGAUGUGAGUAUGCUGAACAAAAUCCAAUUGCAUCAUUUUCAUCCUUGAAUGGGAAAGUAUCGGCAAUGGAGAAGUUAGCAUUAUCAUUGUACAUUCUUGGAAAUAGAGAAUCAAAUUCAAAUGCAAAAGAACGAUUUCAACGAUCUGGGGAAACUGUUAGUAGAAUUUUUACUGAUAUAUUGCAUAUAUUUGGUCGAAUGAGAAUAAACACGAUUAAACCCACUGAAGGUCAAUUCGAGGAAGUACCGAACCAUAUUCGACAUGAUACAAGAUAUUGGCCUCACUUUAAGUUGGGAAGGAACAGCACAUGA
Messenger RNA from Gossypium raimondii (Peruvian cotton), 1236 nucleotides. Its product is annotated as L10-interacting MYB domain-containing protein-like. The record is from RefSeq and is a predicted model, not a curated record. The transcript is spliced from 4 exons. Bases 1 to 1236 code for a protein of 411 amino acids. NCBI's taxonomy places the organism in Eukaryota, Viridiplantae, Streptophyta, Magnoliopsida, Malvales, Malvaceae.